AAGUCCACAACCCAUUUAACAAUCAUCGGACAAAAAAAACUGAAAAAUUGGCAACAAAAAAAAAAAACGAAACUUUAUUUUUUUUGGCAAAAAUGGCAUUGAAAGCAUAUGCCAAUUAUCUUCGUCCACCUUCAACUGUACCAAUUCGUUUUAACAAACCCACAAAAAUUCGUAAUUUAUGUGUUAGGAAUUGCAGCAGUGGCACACUUGAUAUUGAUAAUUCUCGUAAGCUAGUUUUGGAAGUGAAGGAAAGGCUCAAAAAUGAAUAUCAUGAGCUCCCUGUAGGCAAGAAUGGACGAGAUGAUGAAAGCAUGAUCCUUUGGUUUCUCAAAGACCGCAAGUUCUCUGUUGAUGAUGCUGUGAAAAGGCUCAGUAAAGCUAUUAAAUGGCGGCGAGAAUUUGGAGUGGAUUAUCUAUCUGAAGACUCUAUGAAAAUUGCAGCUCAAACAGGCAAAAGCUCCGUGCAUGAUUUUCUUGAUGUGAAUGGCAGACCUGUACUAUUAGUGGAGGCAUCAAAACAUUUCCCUGGAAUGCAGGAUGAGGACGAGAAACUAUGCGUGUUCCAGAUUGAGAAAGCUUUGAGUAAGCUCCCAGAAGGCCAAGAACAAAUACUUGGAAUAAUUGACCUCAGGGGCUUUGGUACUGCAAAUGCAGAUAUGACUUUCUUGACAUUUCUGUUUGAUGUCUUCUACUAUUACUAUCCAAAGAGGUUGGGCCAGGUGCUCAUGGUGGAAGCACCUUUUGUUUUUAAGCCUCUUUGGCAGCUGGCAAAACCCCUCCUUAAACAGCAUGCAUCUCUGGUGAGAUUUUGUACGGUACAGACAGUCCGAGAAGAAUAUUUUACAGAGGAAACCGUGCCUGCCAUCUUUACAGAUGAGAAGACUUCACAGAAUUGUCCGCAAAUGUAGUGGUUUUAGCGAUAUGUUCAGAUUUAUCAGUUCAGCUUAAGUUACAAUGUUGUAUCCCCUCGCUGGAUAUUAUAGGUGAUCUAUGACUUGAGAGCAUUUCUGCGGCAACCAGUCAAACAGAGCUCUCCAGAUUUUGGAGAGGGACAACAAUAUAUCAUGAUCAAGAAGAGGAAUUAAAAACUUUUUUUACGGUUGCUAUUGUACUGAAAGAUAUCUUUCUCUGUAAUAAUUCUGUAGUUUCAUAUACACACUUGCCAGGUUGCUGGGAACAUGUAAUUACAUCUUAGUGUAAGAUUAUGUUACAAGAUAUAGUAGUAUAUAAUACACUUGAGUUCAGAUUUGCCAAAACUGUCGCGUAUUCGCUUCUUAAACUCAAAUUUGAAUGGUACUUGUUUAGGCCGGGAUCUAUGACUUGAGAGCAUUUCUGCGGCAACCAGUCAAACAGAGCUCUCCAGAUUUUGGAGAGGGACAACAAUAUAUCAUGAUCAAGAAGAGGAAUUAAAAACUUUUUUUACGGUUGCUAUUGUACUGAAAGAUAUCUUUCUCUGUAAUAAUUCUGUAGUUUCAUAUACACACUUGCCAGGUUGCUGGGAACAUGUAAUUACAUCUUAGUGUAAGAUUAUGUUACAAGAUAUAGUAGUAUAUAAUACACUUGAGUUCA
Messenger RNA from Beta vulgaris subsp. vulgaris (sugar beet), 1569 nucleotides. RefSeq names its product phosphatidylinositol transfer protein CSR1. The coding region runs from base 93 to 908 and encodes 271 amino acids. The transcript is spliced from 7 exons. Lineage: Eukaryota; Viridiplantae; Streptophyta; Magnoliopsida; Caryophyllales; Amaranthaceae. The record is from RefSeq and is a predicted model, not a curated record.